ACUAAUUAAAACAUUAGUGUAUUGUUACUUCCAAACAAGGAAUUCCUCUGAAAAGGACACUUUUUGAUGUCCGCAAGGUGUCUUUAGUACCAGGUGGCAGUUGUUAGGGCCAUUGUUGUGUAUCCAGGACGACGGAGGUGAGCAACACGUUCUUCUGUCUCCAGAAGAGGAGGGGACAUGGGGAGCACAAAGGAGGGAUCACCGGACUCUUCAUUAGUACUCUGGACCACAUGAGAGAUGCAAAGCCUCCGUCCUACAGGAUCCUACUCCAGACCCCAGUGUCUGACUUUAGCUACGUGGUAUCAGUGGCGGGCAAUCACCAGGAGAUCACCAGUGACUGGCUCUGGCUACAGGAGAACCUUCUAGAGACUCUCGGUUCAUUUGAAGAGGCAGAGCAAGCAAUGGAGUUUGCACAGGCCAAGAUACACAGUCUAGCCACUUUUGCUAGAGAGGUGGGGGGGAUACCAGAGGACAUGGAGCAGCUGAAGUUCAAGGAGGUGGAGAAGAGAUUUCUGAAGCAGUUCAACAUGCCUCCUGAUGAGAAA
Molecule: messenger RNA, 545 nt
Organism: Geodia barretti
Lineage: Eukaryota; Metazoa; Porifera; Demospongiae; Tetractinellida; Geodiidae
Source: the annotation of a GenBank genome assembly